Molecule: messenger RNA, 1221 nt
Organism: Epithele typhae
Lineage: Eukaryota; Fungi; Basidiomycota; Agaricomycetes; Polyporales; Epitheliaceae
Exons: 8
Coding region: 1-1221 (406 amino acids)
Source: RefSeq, a predicted model, not a curated record
AUGCUCGGCAAGCGCAUUUGCAACGGAGCCCGAGUCAAGCUGAGCAAAGCGUGGCGUGCCCACCCACGCCUCUUCAGCGGGACGCUCGCGACGCUGUUCCUUGGGGUAGUGAGCGCCACGAUGCUCGUCUCGGACGUCGGUCUCGCCUUUGGCCGAACCAUUCCGGUCAUGGACGGCUUACAGCUUCUUUCUGCGGAAGAAGGUGCCCCAGGAAUCGGACUGGUAUUCGUACCGUUGGACAUCGACCUCGACUCCGCGUCCGUCACUCUCACCUGGUGGCCAACUGGAUGCAACCAGGCCUCCCCUGGACUCCCUCCGGACUGGAACGACACUGCAUCAGGAAGGGAGCUUUCGGGUGUCGGAUGUGGGCAGACCCUUAACUCGUUCUCGCUGUGGGUCGACUCGAGUCUUUCAUACACAUGGGAUGCCUCGAAUAGCGCUGUCGUUCACGCCACCGGGACGUACAGCAUCGGAUUUUCCCCACAAGAGACCUUUGAGACCGCUCACAACUUCACGUGGAUCGCCCCGAUGGAAACACUUGCUUUCCGACGGCAACACUCUUUCUCUGCCUGGUACCCGUUUGACGAAUACCACUUGUCCACGACGCUCGAGGUAUUCGGAGGAGACGUCAACGCCACAGCUCUCCCCAUCUACUUUGUCCACCAGUACGGAGGCCUCUCGGGAUACGACCUGACCGUCACGGCCAUCCAUCCGGCUUGGACUCCGCGCUCCAACCGCGCGCUCUACGUCAUGUUUUCCAUCCGUCGCUGCGUCGGGGCGAAGACCUUCGCGGUCACCCUCUUCCUCACCAACUACCUCCUCGCCGCCGCGAUGGUCUGGGUGGCGAUCUGCGCGCACUUCGGGCGGCGGCCGCUCCCCGAGUCGGCGCUCUUCCUCCCGCUGACGAACAUCCUCCUCCUGCCCCAACUCCGCGCGGCGAUGCCGGGAGUGCCGGACUUUGGCAUCUUCAUGGACCUCUUCGGGUACUACGUCAACAUCGUCGCGAUCGUCUUCUCCGCGCUGUUCAUGUUCCACAAGAUCAUGCGGAACCGGCUUGCGAUGGACCGUUUCCAAGAUAUCGAAGGCGCGGCAUGCUCGUCUGCGGAGCUUGUGCCGUCUCCCGGUCACGCUACCGUGAAGGAGUACGGAUCAUCGAAGGCGCCGCUCUCUUGGCGUGAGAAGUCGGCUGUUGCUACACAACGCCACCACGAGAUGCUCUGA